Molecule: messenger RNA, 1372 nt
Organism: Lipotes vexillifer (Yangtze River dolphin)
Lineage: Eukaryota; Metazoa; Chordata; Mammalia; Artiodactyla; Lipotidae
Gene: GPR18
Product: G protein-coupled receptor 18
Exons: 2
Coding region: 236-1252 (338 amino acids)
Biological process (GO): phospholipase C-activating G protein-coupled receptor signaling pathway; positive regulation of Rho protein signal transduction
Cellular component (GO): plasma membrane
Molecular function (GO): G protein-coupled receptor activity
Source: RefSeq, a predicted model, not a curated record
GCGAUUACAGCUGAACAAGUACCAACUCCUAUACCGAGUAUUAUAUUUGAAACAACUUCUUAAAGCAACGGAAGAACCUAAAACAAAAGAAAUACAGCAUUUCUUAAAUAUACCAUUUCUAGAAAGAGCUAUUUUAACACAAGCAACUCAAAGAAAUCCCUUUUACAGAACUGGGUAUACCGAGAAAUGUUCCUCUCAAACACAGCCUUUUGAUGCACAGGAGUUUCUAAGUGUCAUGCCCACAACAAGCUAUAAGAUGACCACCCCUCACAGUCAAGCUCAACCUGGCCCUUCUAUCGACCCGUAUCCAGACGAAUACAAAAUAGCAGCCCUCGUCUUCUACAGCUGUAUCUUCAUAACUGGCUUAUUUGUUAACGUCACUGCCUUAUGGGUUUUCAGUUGUACCACCAAGAAGAGAACCACUGUAACCAUCUAUAUGAUGAAUGUGGCACUACUGGACUUGAUAUUUAUAAUGAGCUUACCCUUUCGAAUGUUUUAUUAUGCAAAAGGUGAAUGGCCGUUUGGAGAGUACUUCUGCCAGAUUCUUGGGGCUCUCACAGUGUUUUAUCCAAGUAUUGCUCUAUGGCUUCUUGCUUUCAUUAGUGCCGACAGAUACAUGGCCAUUGUACAGCCGAAAUACACCAAGGAACUUAAAAACACAUGCAAGGCCAUGCUAGCGUGUGUGGGAGUCUGGAUAAUGACCCUGACAACCACCAUCCCACUCCUACUGCUCUAUGAAGACCCAGAUAAAGCCUCCAACCCUGCCACCUGCCUCAAGAUUUCUGACAUCAUCCACUUAAAAGCUAUUAAUGCGCUGAACUUCACUCGACUGAUUUUCUUUUUCUUGAUUCCUCUGUUCAUCAUGAUUGGGUGCUACUUGGUCAUUAUUCAUAGUCUCCUUCACGGUAAGACAUCUAAGCUGAAGCCAAAAGUCAAGGAGAAGUCUAUACGGAUCAUUAUCACGCUCAUGGUGCAGGUGCUCGUCUGCUUCAUGCCUUUCCACAUCUGCUUUGCUUUCCUAAUGCUGGGAGGGGACGAGAACAGCUACAACCCCUGGGGAGCCUUCGCCACCUUCCUCAUGAACCUCAGCACCUGUCUGGAUGUGAUUCUCUACUACAUUGUUUCAAAACAAUUUCAGGCUCGAGUCAUUAGUGUCAUGCUAUACCGCAAUUAUCUUCGGAGUGUGCGCAGAAAGAGCUUCCGCUCGGGUAGUUUACGGUCCCUAAGCAACAUAAACAGUGAAAUGUUAUGAACGGUCAUUGUUUGUCUUCGAUCUCUUUAAAUUCACUUUACUAACUUAGGGUCAGUGGAUAUUCUGUAUGAUAUCAUCAAGUCCCUUCUCUCCUGAAAACAAAUAAUAAACUUUAAGAAC